AGUCACGCGGGAGACUCUCGAAAUAGAAGUGAUUGCUAUCACUCUGAGGCUUCGAAUCGAGCCACAGCCACAUCCCUCGGAGAAAUGUCAGCGGUGGUCGAACUGUGUUUGAUCGCGACUUUGCCGUUCCAAAACUCCGAGGGCAGUCACGAGAUGAGGCCUCACUCGGUUGCAGGUACUUAAAGGGACUGCGACCUUCUCCUCAGCUCGGUCUUCCCAUUGCCCAUUGCCCAUUGCCCAUUGCCUCUAUCUUUCAUCUUCCCUAUUACGGUUCAAUUACAAUCGAUCCCAUCUCCUACCACCAUGCAGAUCCCCACGACUCAGACUGUUGCGCUCGUUCGCGAGCUUGGAGGGAAAGUCGAGUUCAAGACCGACUACCCUGUGCCUGUUCCAGGCAAACGGGAGGUCCUGGCUAAGAUUCUGUAUACUGGCGUGUGCCAGAGUGAUCUCCACACCAAGUCUGGAACUGCUGCCAGUGCAAACGGCACCCCUAUCACACAGAUCAAGCUCCCCCAUGUCGGUGGCCACGAAGGCGUAGGACGCAUCGUCGCUCUGGGUCCUGACUGCGGCCUGGGCAUCAAAGUCGGCCAGCUGGUGGGCAUCCGUUUCGGCAGCCGUGUGUGCCGCCGCUGCGAGUUCUGUCUUGCUGGUACGGAACAGUACUGCCUGAAUAGCACGAACCAUCUGCACCACGAGGAUGGCAGCUUCCAGGAAUACAUUGCCCUGGACGCGGACUAUCUCACCCAGCUUCCCGACGAUGUCAACCCGGCGGAGAUUGGACCUGUUCUCUGCGCUGGACUGACGGCGUACAAGGUGAGCAUAAUCUCCCUCUUUCUCCAUGGACUUACUAAUUUCCAGGCCGUUUUGAACACCCAGAUCAAGCCCGGAAACUGGCUGGUGGUUGUGGGUGCCGGCGGUGGCCUGGGUCACUUGGCAGUUCAAUACGCCAAGGCACACGGCGCACAGGUCAUCGGAGUGGACGCUGGGGCGAGCAAGCGCGAGUUUGUGCUGCGCAUGGGGGCGACGGAAUUCAUCGACUUCACCACCACGGAUCCAGUGGCGCGCGUCCACGAGAUCACAGGCCUGGGCGCACACGCCGUGGUGGUGACCGCAGGCAGCGCGGGAGCCUUUGCGCACGCCUGCGAGAUGCUUCGCGUGGGGGGGACCCUGAGCUGCGUGGGGAUCCCGGCCGGGCGACCCGCGCUCCAGACCCCCAUUUGCACCAUUGUCAUCAAGGGCCUUCGUAUCACGGGGAACCUGGUCGGCUCGCUGAAGGAGUGCAUGGAGGCCGUGGAGCUGGUGCGACGCGGGAUCGUCAAGCCGGAGAUCAAGGUGCGCAACUUCCAGGAGCUGCCGGCCGUGUACGAGGAGAUGGAGAAGGGAGAUAUCUCGGGUAGAAUUGUCCUGAAGAUUGCGCAGGAAUAGAAAAAAAAAAGAAUAGAGAAUAGAGAAUAAUUCAUUACUACAUAGAAGCAACUACACAAGUCAAAUAACCUCUUAAUCAGUCUGAUCAGUCUGAUCGGUCUGGAGCCAU
This is a messenger RNA of Penicilliopsis zonata CBS 506.65, 1534 nucleotides long. RefSeq lists its product as hypothetical. The transcript has 3 exons. Lineage: Eukaryota; Fungi; Ascomycota; Eurotiomycetes; Eurotiales; Aspergillaceae. The record is from RefSeq and is a predicted model, not a curated record. Gene Ontology annotation, molecular function: oxidoreductase activity; zinc ion binding. The coding region runs from base 304 to 1425 and encodes 373 amino acids.